AUGUCUUCAUUAAUUAGUUUGAUGAUAAUUGCAUUGAGUAAUGUAGAUGAUGAUGAUGAUUUGGAUGACUUAGAUGAUGAUGAUGACGAUUUGGAUGACUUAGAUGAUGAUGAUGAUUUGGACGAUUUAGAUGAUGAUGAUGAUGAUUUGGAUGACUUAGAUGAUGAUUUGGAUGACUUAGAUGAUGAUGAUGACGAUUUGGACGAUUUGGAUGAUGAUGAUCAUGAUUUGGAUGACUUAGAUGAUGAUUUGGACGAUUUAGAUGAUGAUGAUGAUGAUUUGGAUGACUUAGAUGAUGAUGAUGACGAUUUGGAUGACUUAGAUGAUGAUUUGGAUGACUUAGAUGAUGAUGAUGAUUUGGACGAUUUAGAUGAUGAUGUGGACGAUUUAGAUGAUGAUGAUGAUGAUCAUGAUUUGGAUGACUUAGAUGAUGAUUUGGAUGACUUAGAUGAUGAUGAUUUGGAUGACUUAGAUGAUGAUGAUGACGAUUUGGACGAUUUGGAUGAUGAUUUGAACGAUUUAGAUGAUGAUGAUUUGGAUGACUUAGAUUAUAAUGAUUUAGAUGAUUAA
Molecule: messenger RNA, 570 nt
Organism: Schistosoma curassoni
Lineage: Eukaryota; Metazoa; Platyhelminthes; Trematoda; Strigeidida; Schistosomatidae
Source: the annotation of a GenBank genome assembly